Sinocyclocheilus grahami is the source of this 12743-nucleotide messenger RNA. Its product is annotated as basement membrane-specific heparan sulfate proteoglycan core protein-like. The record is from RefSeq and is a predicted model, not a curated record. Lineage: Eukaryota; Metazoa; Chordata; Actinopteri; Cypriniformes; Cyprinidae. Gene Ontology annotation, molecular function: calcium ion binding; protein binding.
AUGGUCUGGUUCAUAGCUGAUACUCCCCCUCCUGUGGAGCCCAUCGUUGUGCCAGUGAUUCCCGUUCCCAGAGAAUGCUUGUCUGGCGACUUCAGAUGUCAGGAUGGGCUGGCGUGUAUCCCUAGGGAGUAUGUGUGUGACAAACGGCCUGACUGCGAUGACUUCAGUGAUGAAAUUAACUGUGCUGUUGUUCCUGUACGCCCUACUCCACCUACGCCUCCUAAAACCAGACCCCCACCUGGCCUGGGACCCUGCCGUGCAGACCAGGCCACCUGUCAGAAUGGACAGUGUAUCUCACGGGACUAUGUUUGCGAUGGCGAAACAGACUGCGCUGAUGGCAGCGAUGAGUUCAAUUGUGGAACUCCAUCUCCCUGUGAACCCAAUGAGUUUAAGUGUCAGAACGGCCGUUGUGCCCUGAAACUGUGGCGUUGUGAUGGGGAUAAUGACUGUCAAGACAACUCAGAUGAGAUGAACUGCCCCACUAAAGAUCCAGGGGACACAUGUGCCCCGGAGCAGUUUGUGUGUUUGUCUGACCGCACAUGCAUUCCUGCCAGUUACCAGUGUGACGAGGAGCCGGACUGUGCCGACCGCUCUGAUGAAUACGGUUGUGCACCUCCCACUGUGACCGUCCCGCCGGAAGAGUCCAUCACGGUAGCGCGGGGCGACACUGUGACCUUUACUUGUUCUGCCAUUGGUGUACCUGUUCCCAUCAUCACAUGGCGUCUUAAUUGGGGACACAUACCAACCAGUAACAGAAUCACAAUGGCCAAUGAGAAUGGGCGAGGAACGAUCACCAUCCGCGACGUGAAGGAAGGUGACCAGGGUGCGUACACCUGCGAGGCCAUCAACGCUAAAGGCCUUGUGUUUGCCAUUCCUGACGGGGUCCUCAGCCUGUCUCAGAGACCAAACCCAGGUAACUGCCGUGAUGGACAUUUUAGCGUGGGCGAUCACUGCAUGCCAUGCUUCUGUUUUGGCAUCACAAAGCACUGUCAGAGCACCGGUCGCUACCGCAGCCAAAUCACACUGCGCUUCACAGAGGAAGAGGACUUCAAAGGAGUCAAUGUGUCAUUUCCUAGUCGUCCAGGCACCCAACCACCUCUCUCCUCCACUCAGAUGUUGAUCAAUCCAGAGAGUGAGGAGUUCCAGCUAGUGGAUCUGUCUCGCCGUUUCCUUGAUCAAGACUCCUAUUGGACUCUGCCUCGCCAGUUCCUGGGCAACAAGGUUGACUUGUAUGGAGGUUAUCUGAAUUUUAAAGUGAGUUACUCACUGCAGCGAGGUGGAUCGGAAUUAAAGGAGAAACCUGAUGUUGUGCUGAGCGGCAACGGGCAGAAAUAUAUUUACCGCAGAGGCGACCCCACUUUACCUGACACAAUCAACCAUAGAGAGAUCAAGUUUACAGAGGAAAACUGGCAGCACUCUUCAGGACGAGCAGUAACUCGUGAUGACCUCAUGAUGACCUUGGCCAAUUUGGAGAGCAUCCACAUUCGCACCAUUUAUGACAACCGCAUGGCCAGUGUCGGUCUGAGUGACAUCAGCAUGGAUACCACCAGCAAAGAAUUCACCCUGCAGGAGAACCCGAGAGACGUGGAGGAGUGCAGAUGUCCUGCUGGGUAUUCAGGCCUGUCUUGUGAGUCCUGCUCCCCUGGUUUCGAGCGGGUACCUGGACCCUACCUGGGCAUCUGUGCUGGCUGCAACUGCAAUGGUCAUGCCAGUGCCUGUGACCCUAUUAGUGGACACUGCCUGAGUUGUCAGCAUAACACAGAAGGACCUCAGUGUGACAAAUGCAAGCCUGGCUUCUUCGGUGACCCAAGUCGAGGACGAUAUGAUGACUGCAAACCCUGUCCUUGUCCAUACACAGAGACUUCUCGACGGCUUUCAGAUACUUGCUUCCUGGACCAUGACAACCAGGCAACAUGUGACGCCUGCAGACCCGGUUACACAGGGCGACGUUGUGACAAUGAGAAUGGGCGAGGAACGAUCACCAUCCGCGACGUGAAGGAAGGUGACCAGGGUGCGUACACCUGCGAGGCCAUCAACGCUAAAGGCCUUGUGUUUGCCAUUCCUGACGGGGUCCUCAGCCUGUCUCAGAGACCAAACCCAGUUGUGUCAUCCUCUCUGUACGUGUUAGCAGGUAACUGCCGUGAUGGACAUUUUAGCGUGGGCGAUCACUGCAUGCCAUGCUUCUGUUUUGGCAUCACAAAGCACUGUCAGAGCACCGGUCGCUACCGCAGCCAAAUCACACUGCGCUUCACAGAGGAAGAGGACUUCAAAGGAGUCAAUGUGUCAUUUCCUAGUCGUCCAGGCACCCAACCACCUCUCUCCUCCACUCAGAUGUUGAUCAAUCCAGAGAGUGAGGAGUUCCAGCUAGUGGAUCUGUCUCGCCGUUUCCUUGAUCAAGACUCCUAUUGGACUCUGCCUCGCCAGUUCCUGGGCAACAAGGUUGACUUGUAUGGAGGUUAUCUGAAUUUUAAAGUGAGUUACUCACUGCAGCGAGGUGGAUCGGAAUUAAAGGAGAAACCUGAUGUUGUGCUGAGCGGCAACGGGCAGAAAUUUAUUUACCGUAGAGGCGACCCCACUUUACCUGACACAAUCAACCGUAGACGGAUCAAGUUUACAGAGGAAAACUGGCAGCACUCCUCAGGACGAACCGCAACUCGUGAUGACCUCAUGAUGACCUUGGCCAAUUUGGAGAGCAUCCACAUUCGCACCAUUUAUGACAACCGCAUGGCCAGUGUGGGCCUGAGUGACAUCAGCAUGGAGACCACCACCAAAGAGUUCACACAGCAGGGGAACCCGCGAGACGUGGAGGAGUGCAGAUGUCCUACUGGGUAUUCAGGCCUGUCUUGUGAGUCCUGCUCCCCUGGUUUCGAGCGGGUACCUGGACCCUACCUGGGCAUCUGUGCUGGCUGCAACUGCAAUGGUCAUGCCAGUGCCUGUGACCCUAUUAGUGGACACUGCCUGAGUUGUCAGCAUAACACAGAAGGACCUCAGUGUGACAAAUGCAAACCUGGCUACUUUGGUGACCCAAGUCGAGGAAGAUAUGAUGACUGCAAACCCUGUCCUUGUCCAUACACAGAGACGUCUCGACGGUUUUCUGAUACUUGCUUCCUGGACCAUGACAACCAGGCAACAUGUGAUGCUUGCAGACCUGGUUAUACAGGGCGACGUUGUGAGAAAUGUGCUCCAGGAUAUGUCGGCAACCCUCUUCAGCCCAACGGCCAAUGUAUCCCUGCUGCUAGCCCGAUUACCAAGUGUGAUAACAGAGGAACCAUCAAUCCCAUCAGCAAACCAUGCUAUUGCAAGGCCAAUGUGGUUGGUGCUCUUUGCGAUGAGUGUAAGAAUGGUGCUUUUAAUUUGGCGGCUGAUAAUCCUGAAGGUUGCUUGCAGUGUUUCUGUAUGGGAGUGACUAAACAGUGUGCCAGUUCAACCUGGAGCAGAGAUCAGGUUCGAGGUGGUGUCAAUGGCCAGCUCUUCACACUUUCCAAUGCAGCAAAUACUAGGACCAUCUCUGAGGGCAUCACUCAGAGAGCCAGUGCAGAGGUGGUCUACCGAUCCUUCACCAGUAUCCCUAAUGACAUCUACUACUGGGUCCUGCCUCAGAGUUUUAGAGGGGACAAGGUCACAGCAUAUGGUGGAGAACUGCAGUACAGGAUGCAUUAUGAGCUGCAAGCUCUUUCACUAGUGCUUGAUGGACAACCAAAUGUGGUUCUCCAAGGCAACAACAUCUUCCUGGAACAUUAUUCUCAGACCAGAACAUUUGCUGGAAAACCAGCCACCAUCACUGUGCCUUUUAGAGAGUCUGCAUGGAGACGGUCGGAUGGACAGCCAUGUACUAGAGAGCACCUGCUGAUGGCUUUGGCCAAUAUCAGCGUCUUUAUGAUCAGAGCCACUUAUGCAUACAAUAUGGCUGAGAGCAGUAUCUCCAAUAUACAAAUGGACAUUGCAGUGCCCCACUCUACAGGAAAUGAAAGGGCUCUGGAGGUGGAGGAGUGUGCCUGCCCUCAAGGAUACACAGGACCUUCUUGCCAGGACUGUGAUGUUGGCUACACCCGUACACCUGGACUUUAUCUUGGCACCUGUGAGAAGUGUGACUGCCAUGGGCAUGCCAGCGGCUGUGAGUCAGAGACUGGAGAUUGCCUGAAUUGCCUGCAUAACACAGUUGGGCGCCGUUGUGAAAAUUGCCUCCCUGGUUUCUAUGGAAAUCCAAAGACUGGUGAUCCACAGGCAUGUAGACCCUGUCCUUGUCUAGGACACUCCAGUAGCCAGCCUUCAUCUUGUUACUUGGACUCAGAUGGACAGCCCACAUGUGAAUGUCCUGCUGGUUAUACUGGAAGACGCUGUGAAAGAUGUGCCCCAGGAUAUACUGGCAAUCCCCAACUUGGACAAAGAUGCACUCCAGACAGCGGUAAUGGUGAUUGUUACCGUUGUGACGAAAGUGGUAGCGAAGGAUGUAGUUCAAAUGGAAUCUGUCGCUGCAAGAUGAACGUUGAGGGGUCAACAUGUUCCACUUGCAAGCAAGGGACCUUCUACCUCAGUCCUGCUAACAAAGAUGGCUGUCUGUUCUGCUUCUGCAUGGGCGUCACCCAGCAGUGCUCCAGCUCCAGAUAUUAUAGAGAUGUGGUUUCCACCGUUUUCACCCCUGGCAACUACCAAGGUUUUGCUCUUGUAAACCGCCAGCGCACCAACCGCAUUGACAGUGGCUUCUCCAUAGAGCUGUCCACAGAUGGAACACAACUCUCCUACACUAACUUUAACUAUCUUGGACAGGAGCCCCACUAUUGGCAGUUACCCAACGCCUAUCAGGGAGACAAGGUUGGCGCAUAUGGUGGAAAGCUGAAAUAUACCAUCUCCUAUGUGCCAGGACCCCGAGGUUCUCCAAUAGAAGAUGCUGAUGUUCAGAUUAUUGGUAAUGACAUCACGCUGGUGGCACGCCAACCAUGGAGAAGAGGGCAUGGAGCCCGAGAGUCACAGGACUUUGAGAUUGUUUUCAGAGAGGAACACUGGCAGCGUCCAGAUGGCAUGCCGGCAACCCGGGAACACCUGAUGAUGGUGCUCGCGGACCUCGAUGACAUCUUGAUCCGUGCCUCGUAUCACACAGAGAUGCGCUCAUCCAGUAUUUCGGGGGUCCGCAUGGAUAUCGCUGUGCCCGAGUACACUGGCCUGGCCCAGGCUUUGGAGGUGGAGCAGUGCCAGUGUCCUCCUGGUUACCGUGGUCUGUCCUGCCAGGACUGCACUCCUGGAUACACUCGCACAGGAGGAGGCUUGUACCUUGGCCACUGUGAGCCAUGUGACUGUAACGGCCAUUCGGACUUCUGUCACCCAGAGACUGGCAUCUGCACGAACUGCCAACACAACACCAAGGGUGAGCUGUGUGAACAGUCCUUACCAUCCAAACCUAUUGAAGUCUUUAUCGAGGAGCCCAAAACACAGAGUGUGGCGGUGGGAUCUACAGUGAGCUUCAUCUGCACUGCCAAAAGCAAGCUGCCUGCGUACACCCUGGUUUGGACCCGCAAAGGCAACGGCAAGCUGCCUAACCGGGCCAUGGAUUUCAAUGGAAUCCUGACCAUUCAUAACGUGCAGCCUGAGGACGCAGGCAUCUAUGUUUGCACGGGCUCCAAUAUGCUUGGCAUGGAUGAGGGCACAGCCAAACUCUAUGUCCCAGAGGCUUCUCAGUCACAGAUGUUUUACACAGCCUAUGAGAUGUUUGAAGGACAUAGAAAGCCUACUGAAGGGGCCCAGCCGGUGGCCACAGUAAAUCCACCUGUGCUGACAGUCCAACAGGGCCAGCGGGCAGAGUUCCGCUGCACAGUGACCGGCAACCCCACCCCUGCUGUGGAAUGGAUAGGAGGUCCUGGGAAACGAAUCAGUUCAAAAGCUGUCAUUCGUAAUGGGCUGCUGACCAUCCCAUCUGUGGAUCGCUCGGAUGAGGGCGAGUACAUCUGCAAGGCUCUGAACACACAUGGCGAGCACACAGCCCGAGGAGUUCUUCAUGUUCAAAGUACAAGUCAACCUCACGGUCUACCCCAUGUACAAGUGAGCCCUCCGCGGGUGGAAAUUCACGAGGGUGAGACUUUGCGGUUGUACUGCAGGGCCGUUGGCAGUCCCACUCCUGCCCUCACAUGGAAGAAGAGAGGUGGUUCACUGCCGCCACAGGCAAUUCCUUCUCACGGUUUCCAUCAGUUUAAAAGCAACAGUCUCGAUGUGUUACAGAGACGUAUUGAGGAGCUACAGGCCCGCAUGGAGCGCACUGACAUCGGCACUCUCCUCGUACCCAAUAUCAGGUCGUCUGAUGCAGGCACAUAUCUCUGUGUUGGAACUAACACUGUUGGUUCCUCAGAAGCUCAUGUUGAGGUCUUUGUAAAAAGAGGAGAAAUCAUCCCCUCUGGAGUCACCAUCCAGCCCUCUAUUGCUUCUGUAAUGGAGGGAGAGACUCUAGAUCUUAAUUGCAUCAUCCCAGGAACCUCUCCAGCAUCUGUCAAAUGGAGCAGGGCAGGCGGCCUGCUGUCGUCCAAUCAUCAGGUUUUGGGAGCUCAGCUGCGGAUCCUGCAGGCCUCUGCAGAUGACACUGGAGAAUAUAUCUGUCAGGUGGAGGACGGCCCAUUCCCCCGUCAGGCUUCUGUAUCUGUGUCUGUGACGUCCAGCUCCUCCCGUCUCCAGAGCCCCAUUAUCUCCAUUGAGCCACACAGCGCAGCAGUGAAGCAGGGCGAGUCAGCGAGCUUCAGGUGCAGGGUCCACAGCGGAGCCCAGCCGGUGCGCUUAGAGUGGAAACCCACCAACAGCCUGCCUCUGCUAGAUAACGUGAAGUUUGGUCCUGACAAUUCACUCAUGACUAUUACCAAUGCCCAAGCCAAAAACCAGGGCACCUAUCGCUGUGUGGCCAGCAACCUGUUCGGAAUGACCCACAGCAUAGCUUCACUAAUCGUGAGAGAAUCUCCUAAGGCUGUAGUGACCCCUGCAGGACCGGUGCGAAUCAGGGUCGGCGAUCCCAUCAAUCUUGAUUGCCAGGCCGCUGGAGAGCCAAGACCCUCUGUCAGAUGGCACAGACUAGACAACAACCGCAGAACGAUUCUGAGCAGCCCCGUGCCUGUCGAUUCCAGUGCUAUCAUGCAGAUCUUAGUUGCACGGACGGAAGACAGUGGCACGUAUGUGUGCACUGCACAGAACAACCAGGGCACAACUGAAACUCGAGUAGAGGUGUUUGUUGAAGGAGGGCCUCAGGUGCCCACUGUUCCCCGUGCCAGCGUACGUGAGCCUAUGAUAGUCGUGGUAGAGGGAUCAACCGCAACACUUCAUUGCGACGCCCAUGGAUUCCCAAAGCCCACCAUCACGUGGUCUAAAGAACGGUCUUCUCUUCCUUGGACACACAAGAUUGUUGACAACAGCCUGGUCUUACCUAAUGUGGGCCGUCAGGACUCUGGUCAAUAUGUCUGCAAUGCAACCAACCACAUGGGCACCAGUGAAGUCACCAUCAUGCUGGAAGUAGACUCCCCACCCUAUGCCACUUCCUUGCCUGAUGACGUGUCCGUGCGAGUGGGUGAAGUAAUCCGCCUGCAGUGCCUGGCCCGUGGCACCCCACCCCUGCGUUUUGAGUGGACUAAGGUCAAUGGCAGCUUGCCUCCUACUGCUCAGCAGCAAGGAGGAGACCUCCAGAUCAACCUGGCCAAGGAGAGCGAUGCUGGGACGUACAAGUGUGUGGCCAGCAACAAGGUUGGCAAGAGUGAAGCGCUGGCCAGAGUCUCUGUCCGAUCACCCCUGUCAGUGAAAGUGUCCCCACAGGUAGAAGUGAAGGCUCUGGGCAGCGCUGUGGAGUUUACCUGUGCUGCUAAAGGAGGGUCUCACGUUGAGAUUGAAUGGCUAAAGGAGGGGGGGGUUCUUCCACCAAAUCAUCACAUUAAAGACGGAGUGCUCAGAAUUGAGAACCUUGAGCAAAGCAAUGAGGGAACCUACACCUGCAGAGCUACAAGUCUGUUUGGACAGGCUCAGGACAGUGGCAAACUCACCAUUCAAGCUCUACCCAAAGUGAUGAUCAAUGUGCGCACAUCAGUACAGACGGUGAUGGUGGGCAACUCAGUGGAGUUUGAGUGCCAUGCGAUCGGUGAUCCUGAGCCCACGGUGCGCUGGAGUAAAGUUGGAGGCUCUCUUCCCGAUCAUGUGGAAAUAAGGGGGAACAUCCUGAGGAUUGAUCAUGUGGUCGAAUCAGAUUCAGGACAGUACCGCUGCACAGCCACUAAUAAUGUUGGCUCGGAGUAUAACCAGGUGGUCCUUAAUAUCCAGUCCUUGCCUCAGAUUUCUGCACAGCCUGAGUCAAAGGAUGUAACUGUUGGCUCUGAUGCAGUCUUGCCUUGCAUUGCAUCUGGAUACCCAGUCCCAACCAUCACAUGGUCAAAGUUGGAGAAUGAGUUGCCCCCUAAGUGCAGACAGGAUGGCCAUGUCCUGACAGUCCCUGGUGUCACUCACACAGAUGCAGGAACGUACGCGUGUACGGCUGCUAAUAAGCAAGGAAAAGUCGAGGCCUUCACCAGACUCGUUGUUCAUGAGAGAGUGAUGCCCUAUUUUACCCAGGAGCCACUCUCAUACCUCACACUCCACACUAUCAGAAACGCCUACCAUGCAUUCAGCAUCAAAAUUACCUUCAGGCCGGAUAAUGUUGAUGGUAUGAUUCUCUAUAAUGGACAAAAGAAGACCACCGGUGCUGACUUCUUAUCUUUUGGAUUAGUGGGGGGCCGUCCUGAAUUCAGGUUUGAUGUAGGCUCUGGUAUGGCAACUAUUCGUUACCCUACUUCCAUUAAACUGGGCGAGUUUCACACAGUGAAGCUGUAUAGGAAUGAGACUCGGGGCUCUCUUGUUGUGGAUGGAGAAGCUCCUAUAAAUGGAACCUCACAGGGAAAAUUCAAGGGUCUGGAUCUGAAUGAGGAUCUUUUUGUGGGCGGUUAUCCAAACUACAGCAUGCUUGCUAAAACUGCAGGCCUCAAGACAGGGUUUGUCGGCUGUAUCAAGCAGCUGAUUAUCCAAGGUGAAGAGGUCAUUUUCAAGGACCUUGAUAAAAGUUCCACCGGAGUUUCAAAUUGUCCCACUUGCAAGGAUCGCCCAUGUCAGAAUGGUGGCGUAUGUGAGGACUCUGCCGCCAGUCUCUACAAAUGCAGUUGCCCAAGAGGAUUCGCAGGAGCAACUGUCAGCAUCACUCUUCCUUGCACUGUCACACAGGCCUGUGGACCAGAUGCCACCUGUAUUAACCGACCCAGUGGUUUGGGCUACGAUUGCCGAUGUCACUUGGGCAAGUCUGGAAACAAGUGCAUGGAUGGUACUCUGGUAACAACUCCAUUGUUUGAUGGCGACGAGUCUUAUAUUGCGUAUCCUCCUCUUACUAAUAUUCAUAACGACCUCCGGAUUGAGAUGGAGUUCAAGCACAUGGAUUCAGAUGGACUGAUGUUCUUCAGCGGAGGCAAAAAGAUGAAAGUGGAGGACUUUGUGAUGUUAUCCAUGGUGGACGGACAUGUCGAGUUCCGAUAUGAACUUGGAACAGGUCAAGCAGUUCUGCGCAGUCAGGAGCCCGUGUCUCGGGGUCAGUGGCAUCGCGUGGUGGCAGAGCGGCUCAAUAAGGACGGCUCCUUGAAGGUGGACCAUGCACGAGAAAUCACAAGAUCGUCUCCAGGCAAGGCCCAGGGCCUUAAUAUCCACACACCCAUGUAUCUGGGAGGAGUGCCCAGCAUGGACAUCUUGCCCAAACCUGCCAAUGUUAGCAUGCUGUUUGUUGGAUGCAUAGGAGAGGUCUUCAUCAAUGGAAAGAAGUUGGAUAUAUCAUACAGCUUCACUGAAAGCAGAGCCAUCAGCCAGUGUAAAGAUGGCAGCCCAUGUGACCGCAGGCCUUGUCUGCACAGAGGCACCUGUAUGGCCAGUGCUGAGUACGAGUAUCAGUGCCUCUGCGCUGAAGGAUACGAGGGUGACCGUUGUGAAAUAGUGAGGGAGAGCUGUCGAGACUCCUCUCAGUGUCAGAACAGUGGCAGCUGUGUGAAUAACCACUGUGUGUGUCCCGCCGGCUACACAGGCCGGCACUGUGAGAAAGGGCAGGAGUCCAGCUUCACCGAGGCGCUGUGGAAUUUGGAGGGUAAUGGGGGAAAUGACUCUCCGAUUGAAUAUUCUGCAUAUUUCCAUGGUAAUGGAUAUCUGGCCCUUCCAAAGCCAAUUUUCCCACGAAGUGCUCCUGACUCUCCAGAGACCAUUGAGUUAGAGAUCAACACUGUCUCUAAAGACUGCCUCAUCAUGUGGCAGGGAGUGGAGCCUGCAGGCGCUCUAAGCCUCCAUAAGAAGCAUGCUAGUAUAAAGGAACUGGGAGGUCAAGGAAAGGGGAAGGACUUCAUAAGUCUUGGUUUACAAAAUGGACAUCUUGUGUUUAGUUACCAGCUGGGCAGUGGAGAGGCUCAGAUUCUCUCCAGAGAGCCAGUCAAUGAUGGACAGUGGCACAUGAUCACUGCAGUCCGAACGGGUAAGCAGGGCUACCUCCAGAUCGAUGGAGGAUCUGUCCAACGUGGACAAUCACAAGGCAAAAGCAUCAUGGUGAACACCAAGGGCAACAUAUACCUGGGUGGAGCUCCAGACAUGAAAGCAUUGACCGGUGGGAAGUACUCAUCAGGUAUCACAGGCUGCGUGAAGAAUCUCUCUCUGAUGAACGCUCGACCGGGAGAACAGCCAGCGCGACCUAUCGACCUGCAGGUCCACGCAGAGGAGGGCAUCAACGUGGAGCGCUGCUUAACAUAGACGCAGUACUAAAACACUAGCAGAGACUACAGAAAAAGACCCCUCAUCCACAUUCACACUGAGAUGCUUACAGGACAAACAACAGUCACACUUUAAGAGACACACUGACACGUGUUUCUUGGUGCUUCACCGCAACCGAAAAAAACACACAAGAAAGGAUUCUUUGCUCUGUGCUGCGUUAAACCAAAAAACGAGAAAGAAAAAGUUAUGAUAUUAACAAGUCUUCAAUUUUUCAGUGUUUUAUGCUCAAUGAAGGACUUAUUAACACAGAAGCUCAGUUUACAUACUCCGAACAGUAGCUUUAUAGCCAUGAGAAAAAGAUGACAAAAAAGUUUCAAAAUAAACGUGAUGAGCCUUCUACGGUGGGUCAGAUCCUAUGGAAUCGGAGAUGUUUUUACAGCACUGAAUUUUUAUUUAUAAGCAUAUUAAUCUAUAUAUAUUAUAUUUGUGGGGGGAAAUGCAAGCUAACAAUAACCUGCUCAUUUGUUUUCCUAGCAGUGAUUCUAGGCUCUAAUAAUGCGUGUCUGAGGUUUUAGUGCCCGAGCUGUGUUAAUACUUGAAGACUGUGCUGCCUUUUAUUCUGUUUAAGGGCCAGUGGGGGCGAGCAUGCUUAGAUAACAUAAUGAAUGGGUCUCUGUGGGGUCACAGCACAGAAGACGUCAAGAAGCAUCUCAGGUGAAGAAAAAAUACAAAUUGGGAGAUCAUAUAUAUACGGUGUCAACUGCAUAUAUUUGAAAUGACAUGACUUCCAUGCUUGGAAACAUUGCUGUGUCUAGUAAUAUAAAAAAAACAUAUGGUGCUAAAUUCAGACAUGACAAAGGCAACAAAACAAGCACAUAAUCAUAGUGUCAGUUUCUUGUCAUUUUUGCUUCUCUGAAUGGAUUGUAAGAAAUAAAAGCCGCAGCUUUACAAUAAAAUAAAACACUGUUUACUGAUUGCAAUCCCUCAAGCCAAAGUAUUGAGACUGAAGUUCGUUUUAGAUUAAAAGUGGAUGUGUUCUCUCUAAAUAGUGAAAUAUUUUGACAUUAUAUUGUUUUUUUGUUGUUGUUUAAUAACAGAAUUAGAAUUAUUAAAAUUCUUAUAGUGGAUGACAAAUGUUACAGAAAAUCACAUAAUUGAAAAUCAUUAUUUUUACAGUCUUAUCUAUUUCUCACAGUUUUGCUGUUAACAACCACACUUACAUAUUAUUUUGAAUGAUUGAUUUGUAUUGAGAUGUCUUUUUCCAUUACAUUCAUAUUCUUUAUGAGUCUUACAGAGUACAUUGAACAAAAGAGGAAAUGUGUGUCAUCUUCAAGAUCCUCCAGAGGGUUAAUGGAGAACUGACUCAUCUACAGCAAACCGUGAAGGAUCAUUAUCUCAAUCAGAAUGUACUGGAAGAGAUUCUUUCUGGUUGUUCUCAUUGCAUAGAGAAAUGAAUGUGAGAAGAGACAGAAUAGAAGGUCUACAGUGAAAAUACUGCCUAGUGAAACCCCUCUUUUAUUAGUGCUGUGACUUGGAGCUCUAAUGAACAUGCUCACCCACAUGGGCCAGACAGGGGUCAAAGGUCACUUUGGCCCCCUUGUGUCUUUUUCACCGUUUUAUAUGACUGAGGCUUGCCUGUUAAUUUUCUUUUUAAAAAGGCGCAUUACUGCUUAAAGUUGCUUUACUUUUAUUAUUAUUAUUUGAUUCUGUCUUUUGUCAUCACUGAUUUCUGAGCCAGAAAUGGCUUUAAAGCAUGAUCACACAAGCUGGUGUUUUUUUAUAUUUUUGUUCCUACUGCACCACUCGAUCUGUGCUUUUGUGUUUGAAUUUUGAUAUUGAGAUCAAAGAUGGCUGAGGAAUCCAGUUCUGUCUCAAUAGUGUACAAUAAUUUCCCACAAUCUACAUGACGUGUGAGUUCAGUGUUUGGCAGGCUGGAGCCAAAACCCUUUUAAAAAGUGGCUUUUCAUGUCAUUUCAACCCUGAUGGCUGUAGGAGUAUACUUUUCUUUGGAAAGAUGAGUAAAAAGA